Molecule: messenger RNA, 1227 nt
Organism: Eimeria maxima
Lineage: Eukaryota; Apicomplexa; Conoidasida; Eucoccidiorida; Eimeriidae
Product: gorasp2-prov protein, putative
Exons: 11
Coding region: 1-1227 (408 amino acids)
Biological process (GO): Golgi organization
Cellular component (GO): Golgi apparatus
Molecular function (GO): protein binding
Source: RefSeq, a predicted model, not a curated record
AUGGGUAACUCUGCGUCAUCAGGGGAGGCAGUCCUGCAGAGAGUGUCUGUACAGUCGGUAUUGAAGAGAAUUGAUGCUGCAGAUGGAAGACCAAUAAGACUAACUGUAUACAAUGCAAGGCAUAGAAUGAGCAGAGAGGUGUAUAUCCAGCCGGCUCGUUCAUCAUGUCUUCCUUUACCGUCUUCAUGUCCUUCGUCCCCUUUUCCUUCCCCCUCCUCCUCCUCUCCUCCUGCUCCUCCUCCUCUUCCUCCUCCCUCUUCUUCUUCUUCCUCUCCUCCCUUAUUAGGCCUAAGUCUUAGUUAUAAUUUAUACGAAGAUUCUCUCUCCUCUCCUCUUCGUGUCUUAGGCAUACAACAAUAUUCACCAGCAUAUAAUGCACAAUUAAUUGUUAAUGAUGAUUAUAUACUAGGGGAUAAACAGGGAGCGUAUCGUGGUGUAUCGGACCUUAUAAUGCGGGCAGAGGAGCACAUAGGGACUAAUUUGUCUCUUUAUGUAUUUAAUAAACAAAAGGAGACAAUAAGAAUAGUUAAUUUAUUACCUACUUAUAAUUGGGGAGGACAUGGAUGUCUUGGGUGUGAUGUUGGGUCUGGUUUCUUACAUAGAGUCCCUUUCUCUAAGGCAGCAAAGGAUGUCAUGGCAGCAGCAGCAGCAGCAGCAGCAGCAGGAGACAAAGAGCACUCGCAGCAGCAACAACUGCAGCUACAGCAGCAACAGGAUUUAUCAGCAGCAGCAGCAGCAGCAGCAGGAUUGGGUAUGGCACCAAUAGAUGCAGCAGAUCUUGCUGCUGCAGAUAUGCUGACUUCUUGUCUUCUCCCUACUACUAAUUCCCCCCUAAGGGAUCCUGCAUUCGGUGGAUCUACUGGGGAUCUGCAGUCAGAAGGAUUUCUUGUAGGGGGAUUCGGCGCUCCUGGCGGGAGCCAUAUCGCGAGCCUGCAGCAGCAGCAGCAGCAACUGCAGCAACAACUACAACUGCAGCAGCAGCAGCAGCAACAACAACAACAGCAACAACAGCAACAGCAGCAGCAACAGCAGCAACAGCAGCAGCAGCAGCAACAGGAUAAUGCAGUGGAGCAGAUGCUUAAGGAAAGGGCUGCUGCAUUUGCUGACAACGCCAAGAGUGCAUAUUUGGCUUAUGAUUUGCCUUAUGCUGCGGCUAUUAUAGACAGAUCUGUCCCUAUUAUAGAAGGAGUUCCUCGUCCUGGACAGAUCCGCAUGCAAACCUUCUGA